AGCAAACCGCCAAACACAAUUUACCGAUGUGGCAUCUGAAGUUAUUGCAGAAUUUAGAUACUCAUUUAAAACUAAACCAACACACAAGUCCACAUUGAGAAGAAAAGCAGAAGAAGAAGAAGAAGAAGAAGAAUUUUUUAGAUUUCUCUCUUCUAUUCUGCAUGAGCUUCUUUUCUUCACCAUGGACCAUUCACCUCAACAUGGCUUCAAGAGACCAGAAGAAGGAGAGUUCAACUUGAGAGAAUGGGGUCUCAAAGCUAGAAUUAGCCGCGAAAAUACCAAUUCAAGGAGAUAUUCUGCUUCAUUUAUAAGAAGUUUUAGGGAAGAUACCAAGUCUUUUAGAUCAAACAUAACCAUUUCCAGCACAGCCUCUUCCCCUGGUUACUCCUUAAGAGAUGAAAUAGACCCAUCUACAUAUUCAUUCACCACAGCAAUCCAAGCUUUGCAGGCAAGGUCAGCUGCUUAUAACUGUUGGGACUGCUUAUCCCCAGAUGGGUUUGCUUUAAAUUCGAAGUGGAAUGAAGCAGAGAAAUACAUAUGUAACCCUCUUUCAGGGGAGUUUCCAAUGGAGUGUUUGUCUGCAAAAACACUCAGUGGAAGAUCCUUUCGUAACGUAACAAGUAGAAUAACAAUGUCAGCUCCUCUCAUUUACUCUUCUUCUUCUUCAUUCUCUCGGCAUAUCCAAACAAGGCCUUCUAAUACUAAUACUGCCUUAGAAGAUACACUUCAUCAGUUUCCUAUUCCAGAAAAGAAAAUGGAAGCCAUGACUAGGGAUGUGGGCACUCAAAGCACCCCACCAGACCUUAGUUCGAGCAGCCUUAGCCCUGCUUCAACCCCACCCAUUACAGAGAGAUCGUUAAAACGUUUUGGGAUUGAAGGAGGAGGAGAUUUUCCCAAUUCAAAUGCCAAAGUAAAACCAGAAGAACUGGUGAAUGUGAAAGUGAAAGAAACAAGAGAGGAAGAAGAAGAAGUGAGACGAGAAGAAGAGGAAAAGACAAAGGAAAAAGAUAAGCAAAAGAGCAGGCAUAUUGGGGGUUGCUUGUCAUGGUCGUGGAUGAGUAAAAGGAAAAGAGAUAAACACAAAUUGAGAAGCAAGUUCUUUCUUUCUAAUAAUCUAAAAGGGUGCUAAAACAAGGGCUACAAAGAUUCUCUCCUCUUAUUCUCUCUCAUAUCUUAACCAAGAAUCUUGCUCGGCUAGCUAGAUUAGAUAUUAGCUAGCUAGUGGAAAAAAAAAAGAGUUCAUGAUAGGUGGAAAAAAAGAAAAUGGAGAACAAUCAUGGAGGACUAUGGGGUCUAUGAUUGUUGGUUUUUUCUGACUUUCUUCUGAGGCAGUAGCGCCCACUGAUCUUUAUGUUUUAUUCUUCUUGUGGUGAAAACUUGGCCCGACAGCUUUGAAUUCACGUGCAUGCUUUUAAUUGUUAGCUCACUCUUUCAAACUCUCCCUCACUCACCACACCUUCACCAUUUUGGAAUGUAUGUUUAAACUUUGCCAAGGAUCAAUAUAUAUGAAGGAAAAAAAAACAAUUGGCUUAACAAUGACAGCGGCUUUACGAGAUUUGUACGUAGCAUUAGCUGGUUUUGGUGGAGCCCAUUUAAGAGAGAGAGAUGUUUUGGCACUCUACUACAAGUAACCUCUCACUACAAUUAAUGAACUGUUAUCAGAACCUGUUCUUCCUCGAGAGAUAAUAUUUGUUAGAACUAUAUUUAGCCUUUUCAAAGUACAUGUUUUUUUUUCA
Molecule: messenger RNA, 1736 nt
Organism: Humulus lupulus (European hop)
Lineage: Eukaryota; Viridiplantae; Streptophyta; Magnoliopsida; Rosales; Cannabaceae
Exons: 5
Coding region: 182-1129 (315 amino acids)
Source: RefSeq, a predicted model, not a curated record